CGAGCGGGCCGGUCCUCUUCGCUCCCCUUCCACCCCACUCAUUCCUCGCCUCGGGAGCCCCGAGCCCUAACUCCAUGGCCGGCGGCGAUUCUUCUUCUUCUUCUUCUUCCACGGCGAGAGAGGAGGGGAGGGCGAGCGCGCGGCUGUGGAAGAAGCAGAAGCUGCAGCAGCAGGAGGAGGAAGAGAAGGGGCCGAAUCCUCUGGACCCAAGGUUCAGCGACUACGACCCCAAGGAAGGCGAUUACGUCUUCACCCGCUUCCAACACUCUACGCUCGACCUCCACAUGGAGUCACCUGUUGGUGCUAUGCACAAUACUAACAGGAUCUUCCCAGAGGAGGGGUUCCGGUUCUGUAACUCGGCAAAUAUUGUCUCGGUCAGUAUCGUUUCCUCCGACUAUGGAUACCCGCUCAAUGUCUACGGCACCAUCAUAGCCAGGGACAGUCUGGAUCGCCAACGCAUCUAUUUAUUCCAGCGUGCCAAGGACGAUUGCCAGAACAUCAGCUCCAAGAAUGAUGUGUUGGUUUUGACUGGCCCGAAGAGAGGACUGAUGAUAUGUGAUUCAAUAAUCUUUGAAGUUGAUCUGAAGGUCAAGGAUGUGAAUGGUAGAAAGGUGAAGGACGAGAGAGUUAGCAAAGGCUUAAUGGAGAUUAAUGGCAUCAAAAGACUCUCAUAUCCACCGAAAUACCAGGUUCAAACGGAAAAACUUGUCAGCAUGCACAGCACAUUGGAUUUGAACUACACGUUUGUAAGGAAUGCGGUGGAGGGCACCGUUGAGGCGAGGAUGAUCCUUGAGGAGGGACCUGUUGAUUAUUUCCAUGGGAAAAUCGUCGCUCACACUAGCAGCUUUCCAUGUGACAUUAUGCUACAUGAUAGCGAACUUGCUGGGAUGCUAACAGCCGGUGAAGGUGGAAUCCUGCAAACAGCACGCCGCGUGGUCAGCGUCUCUGUUGAUGAGACGCUCCUGUUGACCGUUGCCGCUGCUACCAGUGGUGUCGGCACUGUUGAGUUUACUCCAAAGCGUGGCAGCUAUGAUGAAGAGAAAAUCACUUGCGGCGACUAUAAGAUGCUGGUGAAGGUCACUUGGUCCAUUGUGUGCUGGUGAAGGUCACUUGGUCCAUUGUGUGCUGGUGAAGGUCACCUGGUCCAUUGUGCAUCGCUGAUUCCGUGCAUUCCUGGUUGAACAUGCUAUAUCCAAAUUAAGAUGUGUGUGCUCUGUAUAUGCUGUCGUACUAAAUAGGUCUAUGCUUUUGGUGGAAGCUUCAUUAUCACUGUUUGUUUGUUACCACUCUGUUCGUUACAACUGAGUGGGAUAGGAAUUAUAUGUAUAUCCGGCAUGAGCUUUGAAGUAGGAGGAACAGACAAAGUGUAUGUGCAUCACUUUGAUUUUGUUUCAGCACUUGAGUCUUGAAAAUGUGGUCUAUAUAGUUUCGAUCUUUCAACAAAAAGCUCUGGCCCACAUGGCAUUGCAGAUAGUAAUCCAUGCCACACUAUACAUUUUGCAUACAGAUAUAUAUGUAUAUAUUUCUGAAGCAUGGUCAGAGUGUAAGAUUAUAUAUAAGAAAAAUGAAGUCUGCAACGCUUGUGAAGGACAGAUAACACCAGAAUGUGCAUAUAUUUUCCUUGUAUAGUCUGUACAUGUGCAAACCAAACUUGUGUCGAUUCCACUUUGACGCGAGUAAAUGAAAUCGUUCCCACUUUCGGAUUUUGGAAUGGACAUCAUCAAAUGUGAAAUACUUAGCAAUAAC
Triticum urartu is the source of this 1746-nucleotide messenger RNA. RefSeq lists its product as uncharacterized. Lineage: Eukaryota; Viridiplantae; Streptophyta; Magnoliopsida; Poales; Poaceae. The record is from RefSeq and is a predicted model, not a curated record.